Molecule: messenger RNA, 1683 nt
Organism: Ustilaginoidea virens
Lineage: Eukaryota; Fungi; Ascomycota; Sordariomycetes; Hypocreales; Clavicipitaceae
Exons: 3
Coding region: 1-1683 (560 amino acids)
Biological process (GO): fatty acid catabolic process
Molecular function (GO): amidase activity; fatty acid amide hydrolase activity
Source: RefSeq, a predicted model, not a curated record
AUGUUCCUCUUGGAGUACUUACAGCAUCGCCGAGACUGCCGGUUCAAGCAGGAUGAGCGAGUCCGUCGCCUGGGUGCUUUGAGCGCAUACCGAACCCCAUUCAGCCCAUUGGACAGAGAAAUCAUCAACAAGCCGAUUGAGCAGCUCGUUCGAGAAGUGCAAGACGAUCCUAGCAAAGCAGCAGGGCUGCUCCGAACAUACGGAAAGGUAGCCAUCAAGGCCCAUGAAAAGACCAACUGCGUCACCGAGGUCCUCCUCGAGGAUGCCGAGGAGUGGAUCAAGGAUGGCUCCAUCAACUUCAAGGGGCCCCUUGCCGGCAUUCCUGUGAGUUUGAAGGACACCAUUGAUGUCAAGGACUAUGAUAGCUCUGUUGGCGUGACUUGCAAUGUCCGCAAGCCAAAGACGGAAGACGGUGUCACUGUGAAGCUUUUGAAGGAGCUCGGAGCUGUGCCUUAUGUGAAAACAAACGUGCCCAUCACCCUCCUAAGUUUCGAGUCCUCCAACGACCUCUGGGGACGUUCUACGAACCCGUACAACAGCAAGUACACUCCUGGCGGCUCCACGGGCGGCGAGGGUGCUUUGCUUGCCAUGGGGGGUAGGAUCGGUAUCGGCAGUGACGUUGCGGGCAGUGUGCGAUGUCCCGCCCACUUCUCGGGAAUCUACUCGCUCAAGUGCUCGACUGGCCGCUGGCCCAAGCUUGGCGCGACCACCAGCAUGCCCGGGCAGGAAGGUAUCCCGGCUGUAUACAGCCCAAUGGCGAGGACCUUGAACGACCUCUUUUACUUCACGCGAGCUGUUUUGGAAAAGGGCACCUACAACUACGAUUACUCGUGCCAUCCCAUUCCGUGGAGAGGAGACGUGGUCCGCGAGUACAGAGAGAAGAAGGUUCUCCGGGUUGGUAUCUUGCGGACAGACGGCGUCAUCGACCCCAGUCCCGCCUGCAAGCGAGCACUGGACAUGACCGAAGCGGCUCUCCGCCGAGCCGGGCACGAAAUUGUCGAGAUUGAACCUCCUGAACCUUACGAGGCCCUCUGCCUUGCCUCCCGCCUUCUGUGUGCCGACGGUCUUGAUAUUGUGCGUGGCUUCUUCAGAACUGGCGAGUGGAACGACCGAGGCGUGGCCCAGAUGCGAUUCUACGCCAAACUUCCCAGCCCAAUCAAGUAUCUACACUACCUUUGGGUACGAUACGUUCGUCGCGAUCCUGUUUGGGCCGGCUUGCUCCGGAACUGGCGCCGCACCACCACCACCGAAUACUGGGGCCUCAUCAGCCGAAGAGAAGCCUACAAGAGGCGAUGGUGGGAGUACUGGCAGGAGACUGGGCUGGACUUUAUCAUUGCCCCGCCCAAUGCUACACCCGCUGUCCCUCAUGAUGGCAUGCACGACGCUGUCAGCAGCUGCGGCUAUACGUUCAUGUUCAACCUGCUCGACUACUCUGCGGGCGUCAUCCCCGUCACACACGUAGACAAAUCCAAGGACCAACUGCCGGCCGGAUUUAAUUUCCGGAAAUUGAAUGGAGCCGCCCGAGGAGCCUACAAGCUGUAUGAUGCGGAUGAGAUGCAUGGCCUGCCCGUCGGCGUGCAGGUAAUCGGACGAAGAUUGGAGGAAGAGAAGGUCCUUACCCUGAUGGAGCGUGUCGAGGAUGCCCUAGGCAACGACAAGUUUCAGCUGCUUCAGGUGGACUAG